Molecule: messenger RNA, 1592 nt
Organism: Cydia splendana
Lineage: Eukaryota; Metazoa; Arthropoda; Insecta; Lepidoptera; Tortricidae
Product: myrosinase 1-like
Exons: 6
Coding region: 1-1572 (523 amino acids)
Biological process (GO): carbohydrate metabolic process
Molecular function (GO): beta-glucosidase activity
Source: RefSeq, a predicted model, not a curated record
AUGGGGCCUAGGGCGCCAAAGACUGCAAAUCCGCCACUGAGUGUAGGGUGGCAAGUAUUUACUCUAUUUUCUUAUUUUUAUAGUGCUUUAUCCCAAGUCGAUGGUGUCGUAACACCUAAAUUAGCGAAGAGAUUCCCCGAAAACUUCCUGUUCGGGGUCUCGAGUUCUGCCUACCAGAUCGAAGGCAGCUGGAACAUCGAUGGAAAAGGACAAUCAACAUGGGACUACUACCUUCACAAACAGCCCGAUAUCGUCGAGGAUAGCACCAACGCCGACGUUACCACCGACUCCUACCGGCUUUUCCAGCGAGACGUACAAAUGCUCAAACAUUUAGGCGUCAAAAGCUACAGAUUCUCUCUAUCCUGGACCAGAAUACUCCCCGAUGGAACGACCAACCAUAUAAACCCACUUGGGAUCGCUCAUUACAGAAAAUUGAUAGACUUAUUGCUAGAAAAUGAUAUCCUGCCGCUUGUGACUUUAUAUCAUUGGGAUUUACCUAUCGCGUUCGGUAAAAAUGGUGGCUGGUUGAAUGAAAACACAGCAGACAGGUUCGGAGAUUAUGCAAGAGUAGCUUUUCUCGCGUUUGGUGAUAAAGUAAAGCAUUGGAUAACGAUAAACGAGCCGUUUAUGCACUGUUCAUUUAGCUAUGGACUUGGCUUGCAUCCCCCUUUGAUAAAAUCUCCCGGGAAAGGGUUCUAUGAAUGUGGAAGGAACUUGUUAUUGGGGCAUGCCAGGGCUUAUCAUAUUUAUGAUGAGGAGUUCAGGUUUCAAGGGGGGAAGGUGGGAUUGGUGGUGGACGCUCAGUGGCCGAUAGCGGCCACGGGGUCGGAGGAAGACACGCAAGCUGUAAAGGACUACUUGGCUUUAUAUGUGGGGCAAUACCUAGACCCAGUGUUGAAAGGCGGCUACCCCCAACGCCUGCUUGAUCGGGUAGCAGCAGCGAGCACACGCCAGGGCACAGACUCCCGGCUGCGGCCUCUCAGCAAGGAUCAGAAGGCAUAUAUCCGCGGCACGUAUGACUUCGUCGGGAUUAACCAUUAUAGCAGCCUGAUGGUGUACAGAAACGAGUCAGUGAUCGGAAUGUACGACGAACCCUCAUUUUACGACGACGUCGGUAUCGGCACAUACAUGGAUGACUCGUGGCCUGCGAGCUCGUUUGACAGUAUGAGGGACUACGCGCCAGGAUUCUACUCCCUACUCAUCUACCUCAAAGACACAUACGACAACCCAGUUGUCUACAUCACCGAAAAUGGUUUCCCUCUAUCAUCAGCUGAGGGUCUAGACGAUUGGAAGAAGGCUAAUUAUAUGAGGCACUAUUUAGACGCUUUGGCGGACGCGAAGGCAGAUGGGUCGAACUGUCAGGGGUAUUUCUUCUGGUCGCUGAUGGACAGUUUCGAAUGGGCCAGUGGAUAUGAGUACAAAUUCGGCCUCUACCAAGUGGACUUCGAAGAUCCAGACAAGAAACGAACCGCUCGUAAAUCCGCGCUGGUGUACAAGGAGAUAAUACGCACUGGGACUAUUGAUGAUAGCUACGACCCGAACCCUUACCAACAUAAUGGAACUGUUUAUUAACAGAAUUUCGAGGGAAUCUG